Messenger RNA from Folsomia candida, 2272 nucleotides. RefSeq names its product putative serine protease K12H4.7. The record is from RefSeq and is a predicted model, not a curated record. The transcript has 11 exons. Lineage: Eukaryota; Metazoa; Arthropoda; Collembola; Entomobryomorpha; Isotomidae. Gene Ontology annotation, biological process: proteolysis. Bases 43 to 2181 code for a protein of 712 amino acids. Gene Ontology annotation, molecular function: dipeptidyl-peptidase activity; serine-type exopeptidase activity.
AAUCUCUCAACAAACUGCACUAUUUUCUUGGAAAACUUGAAAAUGGGAGGAAAAUUAUCAUCCUGUUUUACCGUAUGGAUUGUGAUCCUAGCGAUCGUGGUCUUUUCGCAAUCUAGACUCGUCGAGAAGCGUCGAUACACAAAAGCGGAUCCCAUAAAAUGCAACAUUCUCAAGUUGGGCCCCAUGCCCCCCGAGGUAAAGGGCAAUGACACACUUAUCCUCUGCAACUGCACUAUGAGUUUCAUCAUCAUCCGGAAGGAAUGCAUUGAAUACCAAGAAGUUUCUGAUGACAAUAGCACCACCACAACUACACAACGAUCAUCUUCAACGUCCAGCACGACGGCCAGAACGUGGCGUCCAUCGACCCGAUCAACCACGACACGUGGGACGACGACAUCGCCAACCACGUCGAUUCCAACGACACGAUUUCCAACCAGUUCAUCCACCACGUUUCGAACAACUUCGUCGACAAGAUUUCCGACCAGUUCGUCGACACUGAUUCCUACAACUUCGUCAACAACGUUCCCGACCACAUCGUCGACAACUUUACCGACAACUUCGACCGCAACAAUUCCAACAACUUCGUCAACCACUAGUCCAACCACCACAUCGGCAACGACGACGACUUCAACCACCACGACCACCACACAAAAUCCAAUCACGUCAACGGCCGAACCCACCACGUACAACCCGACCAGCACCGUCACCUCAAUCACCGAUGUGACAUCUGAACGAACGGCCAACAAAGGUUUCGUUCCACUUUCCCGGGAUGAAAAUAAGGACCAAAUAUUCGUCCAGGGCCAUUGGUACAAUAAAGACGGGACAACAAAUAAGGGACACACGGCGGCGCAAGGCACUCAAAUCUCCGCACAGUCAACUUUCCAACAGUGCAUGCAUCACGGGACGAACGGCUGCGACCAAACAUGGAGCCAAAGAUACUGGGUAAACUCGGACUACUGGAGUCCAGGAAAUCCCAUCUUUAUCGAGAUUGCGGGAGAAUGGGAUGCCGAAGGAGACAUUAAUGGCGGCUACUGGUACAACUAUGCGUACAAGUAUAAAGCCAUGUUGGUCGUUUUGGAACAUCGCUUCUACGGACAGAGUUUCCCUGUUAACAACCCUGCAGUAUCUGAUUUAUGGUUGAUGACGAGUCAAUUGGCUUUGGCCGAUGCUGCCUACUUCAUCGACACUUACACGCAACAAAAUAAUUUACAGGGCUCCAGCUGGGUCGCGUUUGGUUGCAGUUACGGCGGCAACUUGGCCGCCUGGAUGAAACUCAAGUAUCCCAACCACGUUAAAACUGCGGUCUCUUCAUCCGGCCCAGUCGAAGCCAUCUACGACUUUCCCGGAUACAUCCAAACCGUUUCGGAAGUCAUUCAACAAACCGAUUCCGGCUGUUAUGACUAUCUCUACAAUACCUUCGGCUGUAUGGAAGCCUUCGUUAAUGGCAGCACGAGCAGUUGCGGGCCUUACAAGACCAUUCAGGAUCUUAAGGCUGCUUUGAAAUACUGCUACUACGUCGACCCCAACGGAAACACGCUCUCCCGCCAACAAAUGUUUAACUAUCUCGCGUACCCGCCAUGGGCCGAUAACGCGCCUGGAUCUAAGGCUUCCUCUUCAUGUCAAAAACUCCGCGCUUCUAAUGGUGCCGAUGGCAUCCAGUUUUACGGAAACUUCAUGCAGUCCUCCGGCCUCAACGGAGGGUGCAGCUCAGGCACUCUGGAAGAUCAGGGCGCCUUCCUUCAAACGCAGGAAGCCUGGCAAACUGGCGCGGCCGGCUGGACGUGGCAGACUUGCAAUGAAUUCGGAUACUUCAUGUCGUCCGAUCCGGUUCGAGGAACCUUUGGAAGAAAUACGUUUUCCGGAGAUGUUUAUGGAUCCACAUGCCAGAGACAAUUUGGAGACACCUACAACCGGGAAUACGUUGAGGGGCAAAUUGCGAACACGAAUGCGUACUACGGCGGGAAGAAUAUCCAGUCGAAAUGCGUAAUUUUCGUGCAUGGAACCUGGGAUCCGUGGCAUUCGCAGGGAGUCACCACGCCCACGGGAUACAACACUGUGGUCGUUGUGCCAGGAACCGAGCACUGUGCCGAUACCGGAAAUCCGACCAAUUCUGCCAUGUCCACCGCCCAGCAGACAAUCAGUUCCCAACUUGGACAGUACUUGAACGAUCCUAACUGCUAAGCUAUUUAAGCUCUGAACGAAUUCUGUAUUUCAAUUUGAAGAAUAUUCGGAUAAAAUAAAAAAUUUAUGAUUGCAGACGAUCUGAUAAAUA